Penicillium argentinense is the source of this 318-nucleotide messenger RNA. RefSeq lists its product as uncharacterized. NCBI's taxonomy places the organism in Eukaryota, Fungi, Ascomycota, Eurotiomycetes, Eurotiales, Aspergillaceae. The record is from RefSeq and is a predicted model, not a curated record. The transcript is spliced from 3 exons. Bases 1 to 318 code for a protein of 105 amino acids.
AUGACUGUCCGGUCAAAGGUCUUCUUGCCACUGCGCGCACGCGUCGUCACCCGGCCUUUCUCGGUCUCCCGUCCUCGCUGGGAGGCUGUGCCGCUGCCCGCGAAGAAGCCCGUUGGAGCUUUCCGUGGAGGAGUCUUCGGCUUCCUCUGCGGCGCUGUCGCGGCCGGCGCGUCCGUUUAUUACUAUGUGCUUGGAGACUACCGCAUCUCCAACGAAAUGCUGAACCAAGACAUUUCGGCCCUCCAAACUGCCACCAUGAAUCUCCAGUCGUACAUCUCCGAGCUGGAGGCAAAGGUUGACCAGCUGAAGAAGAAAUAG